Molecule: messenger RNA, 5693 nt
Organism: Microcebus murinus (gray mouse lemur)
Lineage: Eukaryota; Metazoa; Chordata; Mammalia; Primates; Cheirogaleidae
Source: RefSeq, a predicted model, not a curated record
CACAGCGCUUGUUACCAUUUCCGUGUACUUCCGCACGCGCGCACGCUCGUACGUGCUUACACGCACACGCACGCUUUCCUCGUGACACCUUCCACCUUUACCUACUAAGUCGGGCUCUGGUUUGUUGUCUCCUCGGAAUUGUACUAAGGCGCCUAGAUGCCAACCUCAUCUCCUUGGUCCCGGAGAGGAGCUUUGAGGGGCUGUCCUCCCUCCGCCACCUCUGGCUGGACGACAAUGCGCUCACGGAGAUCCCUGUCAGGGCCCUCAACAGCCUCCCCGCCCUGCAGGCCAUGACCCUGGCCCUCAACCGCAUCAGCCGCAUCCCCGACUACGCCUUCCAGAACCUCACCAGCCUCGUGGUGCUGCAUCUGCACAACAACCGCAUCCAGCGUCUGGGAACCCACAGCUUUGAGGGGCUGCGCAGCCUGGAGACUCUAGACCUGAAUUAUAACGAGCUGCAGGAGUUUCCCAUGGCCGUCCGCACCCUGGGCAGACUGCAGGAGCUGGGUUUCCAUAACAACAACAUCAAGGCUAUCCCGGAAAAGGCCUUCAUGGGGAACCCUCUGCUGCAGACGAUACACUUUUACGAUAACCCGAUCCAGUUUGUGGGAAGGUCGGCAUUCCAGUACCUGCCUAAACUGCACACGCUAUCCCUGAACGGCGCCACUGACAUCCAGGAGUUCCCGGAUCUCAAAGGCACCACCAGCCUGGAGAUCCUGACGCUGACCCGCGCGGGCAUCCGGCUGCUCCCGGCGGGGAUGUGCCAACAGCUGCCCAGACUCCGAGUGCUGGAGCUGUCUCAUAACCAAAUCGAGGAGCUGCCCAGCCUGCACCGCUGUCAGAAGCUGGAGGAAAUCGGCCUCCAACACAACCGCAUCUGGGAAAUCGGAGCCGACACCUUCAGCCAGCUGAGCUCCCUGCAGUCGCUGGACCUUAGCUGGAAUGCCAUCCGCUCCAUCCACCCUGAGGCCUUCUCAAGCCUGCGCUCCCUGGUCAAGCUGGACCUGACAGACAACCAGCUGACCACGCUGCCCCUGGCCGGACUCGGGGGCCUGAUGCAUCUGAAGCUCAGAGGGAACCUGGCUCUAUCUCAGGCCUUCUCCAAGGACAGUUUCCCCAAGCUGAGGGUCCUGGAGGUGCCCUAUGCCUACCAGUGCUGCGCCUACAGCCUGUGCGCCGGCUUCUUCAAGGCCUCUGGGCCGUGGGAGGCCGAGGACUUUCACCUUGAGGAUGAGGAGGCUCCAAAGAGGCCCCUGGGGCUCCUCGCUGGACAAGCAGAGACCCACUAUGACCUGGACCUGGAUGAGCUCCAGCUGGAAAUGGAGGACUCAAAGCCACACCCCAGUGUCCAGUGUAGCCCCAUUCCAGGCCCCUUCAAGCCCUGCGAGCACCUGUUUGAAAGCUGGGGCAUCCGCCUGGCGGUGUGGGCCAUCGUGCUGCUCUCCGUGCUCUGCAACGGGCUGGUGCUGCUGACCGUGUUUGCGGGGGGCCCUGUGCCCCUGCCCCCCGUCAAGUUCGUGGUGGGCGCGAUCGCGGGCGCCAACACGCUGACCGGAAUCUCCUGCGGCCUCCUGGCCUCCGUGGACGCCCUGACCUUCGGCCAGUUCGCCGAGUACGGCGCGCGCUGGGAGACGGGGCUGGGCUGCAGGGCCACCGGCUUCCUGGCGGUGCUGGGGUCCGAGGCGUCCGUGCUGCUGCUCACGCUGGCCGCCGUGCAGUGCAGCGUGGCCGUCUCGUGCGUGCGGGCCUACGGGAAGGCGCCGUCCCUGGGCAGCGUGCGGGCAGGGGCGCUGGGCUGCCUGGCGCUGGCGGGGCUGGCCGCCGCGCUGCCGCUCGCCUCGGUGGGCGAGUACGGGGCCUCCCCGCUCUGCCUGCCCUACGCCCCGCCCGACGGCCAGCCCGCCGCCCUGGGCUUCGCCGCGGCCCUGGUGAUGAUGAACUCCUUCUGCUUCCUGGUGGUGGCCGGCGCCUACACCAAGCUCUACUGCGACCUGCCGCGCGGCGACCUGGAGGCCGUGUGGGACUGCGCCAUGGUGAGGCACGUGGCCUGGCUCAUCUUCGCCGACGGGCUCCUCUACUGCCCCGUGGCCUUCCUCAGCUUCGCCUCCAUGCUGGGCCUCUUCCCGGUCACGCCGGAGGCCGUCAAGUCCGUCCUGCUCGUGGUGCUGCCGCUGCCCGCCUGCCUCAACCCGCUGCUCUACCUGCUCUUCAACCCCCACUUCCGCGACGACCUGCGGCGCCUCUGGCCGCACCCGGGCGCCGCGGGGCCCCUGGCCCACGCUGCAGCCGGCGAGCUGGAGAAGAGCUCCUGCGAUUCCACCCAGGCCCUGGUGGCCUUCUCUGACGUGGAUCUCAUUCUGGAAGCUUCUGAGGCCGGACGGCCCCCGGGGCUGGAGACCUAUGGCUUCCCCCCAGUGACCCUCAUCUGCCAGCAGCCCGGGGCCCUCAGGCCGGAGGGCAGCCGUUUCGUAGAGCCAGAGGGGACCCACUUUGGGAGCCCACAGCCCUCCGUGGACGGAGAACUGCUGCUGAGGGCGGAGGGGGCCACGUCGGCAGGUGGAGGCUCGUCAGUGGGCGGGGGCUUCCGGCCUUCCAGCUCAGCCUUUGCCUCGCACUUAUAAAUGUCCCUCCCCAUUCUCCUCUUCCCACCUCUUCCCUUCGCUCUGUCCUCCUCCACUCUGUGAAUGAUGGCUGCUUAUAAAUAAAUACAACCAAAAUUCAACAGUGUGAUCCGUGGCAGGGUGGCCCGAUCCCUGGCUCCACUGGCUCCUGUCCCCUGUGACCAUCACCAGUGAGCCCGUGUCAGCUUCACCUUCAUUCUGGGCCUCUUCCCUGUCUGUCUGCAGCUGUGGACCAGAGACCCGGAAGUCUGUCUACUCAAGGGAAGUAAAAGACCAUGGAAGGUUUGGGGGGCUGAGCAGGCCCAGGGGCAGGGCACAAUGGCAGGGAGACCUCACAGAGAAAGGCCUGGAAGGGGGCACCAAAGGCACUUAGGCGUCUCCCCUGUGACUCAUGGAAAUGAUACAGUGUGUUGUGUUCCAUUAAUCUUGACAUAUGCUAUGCAAAAAGACUUCUAUUAAAAUAAGUUUUGGAAGAGAUUAUAUAUUAAUAUCAUGUCCAUUUCUUAGAGAGUCACAGUACAUGUUAGUAAAGACCCUGAGAAUUCCUGCAGUAGUAAAAUCUAUUGAACUUUGUUUAACCCAGUUCCCCAAAUUAUUUGCCAGCAGGUUUUUGUUUGCUUGUGUGGUUUUCGUGGACUACCUAUUGACAUCACAGCACUUAGCUCUGUUCUUGCCCUGGAAGCUCAUCUCUGUACCACCCAGUGCUACCCAGUGACGUCACAAAAAUGCCACUACUUCUUGAAAGUCCUAUUGUAAGAGUUCAAGCAGGGGUGAAGUGCCAGAGGCAACUGAUGAUUCCAUCAACCAGGAGAGAAUCUCAAUACUCCCCCCCUCUUAUCCCACCCUAGAGAGGAUGGGAGGGUGGGAGCCCUGGAUCCCGGCAGGAUACACGCAGGGAAGUCUGCGGAUAUUCCCUCUGGCUCUGAGUUGCCUGCCUAUGGCUCUCCAUCAGAUGCCCCCUGCCACCUCCUGCCACAAGCUGGGUCCCGCCUUCUCAUCGCAUGUCCUGCCUACUCUGUGGGACAGGGAGCCCUUAGCAAAGAGGAGAGAUAUUUUCAUUUGUAGGUAUUGCAUUUAGGAAGCAUUGGAGGUAUCUGAGACCCCUGAGUGCCCUCAGAUAGGCCACUGACCCUUCUGCCUCUACCCUCCUUGACCUUUCUACCAGAUGCCCCUGAGUGUUUCCAGAGUGCUCCAUCCCCCACCCAGCCCCAAACACACACACAUUCAAUCUCAGCGUAAGGAGGUGAGAGCUAGGGCACCCUGGCAGACAUAAAAAGAGAAUCCGAGACUCAGGAAAGGGCAAGACUUGUUCCAGAGCACCCCGACAUCAGCCACUUCAGGAGGACAGGAGUCUAUCAUAGAAUCCUGAGACCAAAGGGAACACAGUCCUCCUGCUGAAUCCUGGCGUGGUCUUCGGCCAGCUCUACCCCCAGGGGCUACUACCCCAAGAAAGCCCUUCUUCUAGUCUCCUAGUUCCAGUUUCUGAAACUUAGUUUCUCUGCUAUCUCCCUGCUGCCCCCAACGCCUAGUGGAAAUUUGGACAUAGGUCAACAUGUCUUGGGUACAGACAUGAGGCAGGGACCAUGGAUGGAACUUAGCAUAUUUCUAAAUCUUGUCUGACUCAUUGAGUUGCCACAACUGUAACAGGCUCUGAAGCUGAAUGUGCUAGCCUUGUAAUCCCAGAAGAAACUUAGGGUCCCAGCAUGGGGUCAACUUCAGAGUAGGUACUCCCUAAACGACUGUGGAUAUAUUUAUUAUUUCUUUGAGAGCCCCUGAUGUCUCAAUUUCCUCAGGGCUAAUCAAGAGCUCUUGAUGGGAAGGGUUUGCUCUCCUAUGGGUACUGAGAAUUGGUGACUCUUAUCAGGGAAAGGAGUUCUCUGAGAUGCCCCAGGGAUGACAAAAUGUUUGAUUUGGGGGAGCCUUGAUUUCUAAAGUCACCCCAGACCAUUCCUCACUCCCUCACCCACCAAGUUGCCCUUGGACUUAGAGGAGCCAGUGUGGAGGUGGAGCAGAUUGGCCAUGUGCUAUAGUAACUGUUUCCUACAGGUAACCUUUUCUAUAAAAAGGGGGCCAGUGCUUUUUGGCUGUAAGCUCUUGUGUGGCACCAUGGUCCCCUUGUCUGCUUCUAAAGCUCUGGCAUCUGUAGAUCAGAGUAGCAUCUGCUGGCUUUCUGGUCAAAGAAGUGUGGGGGAAGGGAGUGGAGGUGUUUGCCAUGAACAAUUUCCAUUAUUCAAAAAGUCUAGUAGGUGUUAUACAUUUAUCCCAAAUAAGGCUGUGCAGUAAAGUUUUUUUGUUUUUGUCUGAAAUUCUAACAAGUUAGUAUAUUACUCCUUUGGUUAUGUCCAUUAUGAUAAGUAGAUUAUGAAGAUGGUGUGUGUCUUUGAUCACAAAACCAAAAACCAAAUUAUUCAGUGCAUGUAAAUGCAUUUUGUUUGGUUGAUAAAAUCUUCCAAAAUGGUGUCGCUGGGGAAGAAUCUCUCCAAGGCGACUGCAGAGUUGGAAAUAUUGAGAACUGCUGACCUGGUAUGUGUUGCCCCAGCUCUGUGUGCUACACCUUGGCAACUGUCGCCAACCACAAUCUCCUCUCAGACAGACUUGUAGAGGAGAACUUCUGAGGGUGGACCAUUGUUUUUAUAUGCACCUCUGAACACCCCAAGAAGAAAGUCCAGAAAAUUCAGAGCUGAGAAUUGAAGACUAUGGAUUAACAGAACCUCGAGCUGGGCCUUCUCCUUGCCUUUCUCUCCCCUCCUCUAGCCUCCAACUUCCUUCUAUUAAUUGUUUCCCUUUCAAGGAAGAAUGAAAGGUUUAAAGAGUAAGGGAGGGGAAGAAGGAAGAGCUGGCGACAGUCAGUAGGUCUGAGUAAGUGGGGAUGAUGGGAGAGCCAGAAUCCCUAAUCCUUCCUGGCUUCAUCUCCUCUAACUACCUCUGCUCUGGUUUAGUGAGCUCUCCCACCUUUCACUCACCACCCUAUAUCACUUCUGGGUUUCAGCCCCAUGCCCUCUCCAGCUGUGUGAAGUGUAAGAAUUGUCAAGAUGUAAAUAUUUGGAUUCUUCUGUAUAAUAAAGCACCAGU